GCCACAGGAAGAUUGUAGGUUCGAUACCAAGGCACUCCAAGGUAAAAUCUUGAAUUUGAUUCACCCACCUUGUCCUGUGUCUGAUCCGAGGUGAGAUCUCCUCACAAUGGCUUGCAUAGCUUUUCUGGGGAAUCAUUCAUUCCUCAGAGAUCUUAAAUUUGAACAAAUUGAACUAAACUAAUUGAAUCAAAUUGAUGUCCAGGUAAUCCCAGGGGAAAGUGGGGCACCUUUAAAAUUGGGAUUUUUCCCCUAUGUUCAAGUAGAACUGAGCCAUAUCAUAAAGGAAUUUAGGUUCUCAAUGUUUUUGCAGUUAAAUUAUAGGAAAAUAAAUCUUUCCUUUAAAAAUAAUCUGAAUUACCUAUUCUUCAUCUCUGAACCUGAAAAGCCGGUUCAGUUCAGAUCUUUCAAAUACAAAGCAAUAAAAAUUCUGAAACUGCGACAGAGAGAUCACUGAACAAGGGCAGUUCUGUCAAAAACACAGAGAUAAGAAGUCGAUAAAAGAAAAUUAUGAAUUCACUGUGUUCUAUCAAAAAAUCCCUUCGAGGAUUCCUGCCGACGCAUUCUGCUCCCGUGGAAUUGCUUGAAAAUGUCCAGGUAGUGGUUCGCGUAGGUGAUCAGCGACGUGUGAAAUUGAUCUCUGGCGGUGGAUCUGGCCAUGAACCUGCUCAUGUCGGAUAUGUAGGACCCAAUCAUUUGACUGCUGCUGUUUGUGGUGAAAUCUUUGCUUCGCCAUCUGUCCAGCAGAUUCUCGCUGGUAUCCUCGCAUCUGGAUCAUCAGAGAAUCCCAUCCUACUCAUCGUGAACAACUACACUGGAGACUGGCUGAAUUUCUCUCUGGCCAGAGAAAUAGCUAAAAAUUCCCUGGGUUACUCAAACAUUGAAAUCCUCCUGGUAACGGAUGACAUUGCCAUUGAAAAUGUCCAGGAAAGUGUUGGAGCUCGUGGACUUGCUGGAUGUGUUCUAACUAUUAAAAUUGCCGGAGCUAUGGCUGAAGAUGGAAAAUCUCUCCAGGAAAUCCAUAAUUUUUGCUCAGAAUUGUUCUCAAAGAAACAAAUCCAAACUGUUGGAUUUACAUUUUCCAGCAACUUAAAAACUGGCCAAAUUUCCAAUGUGGAAAUUGGAAAAGGCAUUCAUGGAGAACCUGGAGCUUCCAGAGACACAAAUCUCUCUACAUUCGAUGAUAUUGCCCAGCAUUUGCUUGAAAUAUUCCUAAAGUACUUACCCAAAGAUUCCAAGUUGAUUGUAAUGAUAAACAAUUUAGGUGGAACAUCUCAACAUAUUCUCAAUGUCUUCACAUCAUCGCUACUGCCAAAGAUCAAGGAAUAUUUUCAGAUUGUGCAUCUUGCCUCAGGCGCCUUUAUGACGUCUCUAGACCAGGAAGGAAUAUCUGUAACUCUCCUCAAUAUCAAUAACAAGGAACAAAUCUUGGAAUAUGUGAACAGGAGUAUUUCCAUAGGGAUCCCUCAACCCCAGCCCAAAAUUACAACACGAGAUCUCACGCAUUUGGACAAACUCAUUGCAGAGCAUGACUCUGCACCACAAAAAAUCCAACGUGAUCCUCAAUUUCUAGAGAAACUAUUCAAAAGUGCAUGCAACGAUCUCCUAAAAGAAUGCACACUGCUCAAUGAGAUGGACUCUGAAUUGGGUGACGGAGAUACAGGAACCACAAUUUCUCGAGGAGUAUCCCAUUUGCUUAGUCACUUCACAAAUUCUGCAGAUUUCCAACGCCCCGGAGACUUCCUCAGACGCCUAAGUUGGGAACUCUCCUGCAAAAUGGGAGGCUCAAGUGGUGCUCUCUAUGGAAUCUUCUUCCAAGCAGCUUCUACAGUUUUUGUUUCCACUUCUGGAGAGUCCUUUGCCGAAUUUCACGACUGGCUGGACGCUCUCAAAUGUGGUAAUUUAGCCCUGCAAAAAGCUGCAAGAUCCAAACGUGGUGAUCGCACAAUGCUAGAUCCUCUUCUGGCAAUUGAGAACUUCCUUCAAAAUUCAUCAAAAAUCACAGGAUCUGCUCUAGCAGAAGCCCUUUUAAAGAUUGUCACUGAAAGCGCCGCUGCUACCAAAGACAUGAUACCACGAGCUGGUCGAGCAGCCUAUACGACUUCAACAGUGAACAAAAAUCUGAAAUAUCCUGAUCCAGGAGCAUAUGCAAUUGCUGUAUGGAUCGGAGGAUUGACCAAAUGCUUCCUGGAGACAAAAUAAAGCCCCAAAAAAGCCAAGAUGAUAUUAUGUGGAAGCAAUGGAGAUAGAGAUGAGAAAAUGUGAUCAAAAUUUGUUUAAAUUCAAAAUAAUAAUUUUUAAAAAAAUAAAAUUAAAGAAUUGCAGGAUUA
Messenger RNA from Phlebotomus papatasi, 2327 nucleotides. Its product is annotated as PTS-dependent dihydroxyacetone kinase 1, dihydroxyacetone-binding subunit DhaK-like. Gene Ontology annotation, molecular function: glycerone kinase activity. Gene Ontology annotation, cellular component: cytosol. The transcript has a single exon. Gene Ontology annotation, biological process: glycerol catabolic process. Bases 508 to 2199 code for a protein of 563 amino acids. Lineage: Eukaryota; Metazoa; Arthropoda; Insecta; Diptera; Psychodidae. The record is from RefSeq and is a predicted model, not a curated record.